AGCUUUUUAGAUAUCUUAAUUAAAGUCAGGAACCGACACAAUGAUGUUGUUCCUACCAUGGCCCAAGGAGUUAUUGAAUACAAGGAAAAAUAUGGAUUUGAUCCUUUUGUGAGCAGUAAUAUCCAAUAUUUUUUAGAUAGGUUCUAUACUAAUCGCAUCUCAUUUCGCAUGCUUAUUAAUCAGCACACACUGCUUUUUGGUGGGGUCACCAAUCCUGCUCAUCCCAAACACAUUGGGAGCAUUGAUCCUACUUGUAAUGUGGCCGAUGUAGUAGAAGAUGCCUUUGCAACUGCCAAAAUGUUGUGUGAGCAGUAUUAUCUAGUAGCACCUGAAUUGGAAAUUGAAGAAUUCAAUGCUAAAACACCAGGCAGGCCCAUUCAAGUUGUCUAUGUACCCUCGCAUUUGUUUCAUAUGCUUUUUGAAUUGUUUAAGAAUUCAAUGCGAGCUACAGUGGAGCUACAUGAAGGUAAAUGUGAAAGCUAUCCAUCAAUUAAAACAUUAGUCACUUUGGGAAAAGAAGACCUAUCAAUAAAGAUAAGUGAUAAAGGUGGUGGUGUGCCUCUGAGAAAAAUAGAUCGCCUUUUUAAUUACAUGUAUUCAACUGCUCCCAGGCCUAGUUUGGAACCAUCAAGAGCUGUACCUUUGGCUGGAUAUGGGUAUGGUCUGCCAAUUUCUCGUCUUUAUGCUCGAUAUUUUCAAGGUGACCUCAAACUAUACUCUAUGGAAGGAGUGGGUACAGAUGCUGUAAUCUAUUUGAAGGCUCUUUCGAGUGAAUCAUUUGAAAGACUACCAGUUUUUAAUAAGUCAGCUUGGCGACAUUACAAAACCACUCCAGAAGCGGAUGACUGGAGCAACCCUAGCAGUGAACCCAGGGAUGCCUCCAAGUAUAAAGCUAACAGAUAAUUCAUCAACAUUUUCACCUUGAUAGUGAUACAUACUUGCAUUCAGAAAUGAGUCUCUGCUUUGUUUCAGUUUCCAAAAUCCUCUAAAUCUAUAGCAGCCAAUUAUUUCUUUAGAAAGAUCUGUUACAUGAUUUGAAAUAGCAAGAACAGAGGACUUUGAAGGACUGGCAUUAUGCAUUUUUGGUGUGAGUUGUUGUAAUUACUUUGCCAAAACAUGCUUGAUUAGUAAGUCACAAAUUACAGAGAGGAUUGCACUGUGACUGCAGUUAGAUUAUAUACUUAUAUAGUAAAAGGAUACUAUUUUUUAAGAUCACUUUCUAGUCCUGUGUAAGAAUUGAAAAAAAGGUUUUGACUUGUUAUUUGACAGUAGUGUCUUGCACAGCAAUAUAAUGCAACAGACAAAUUCUUGUGUACUUGAAUGUGUGCAUAGAAAACUCACAUUGCUGCAUUUUUAUAUGGCACUAUGUAAUCCAUUAUCUAAAAAAAUCCCCACCAUUAUGGGGGAUUGUCAGAUCCUAUAUCAGUAUAUGAUUAGUUGAUCAAAAAUCCUUAGGGCUUUAAAUGUUAUGUUUCUAAUUCCACAGUUUCAAAAGCCAGUUUAUUUAAUAUUGAUCUAAUUUUCUUGGAAAAUAGUGAGACUUUCACUUUGCAGUCAUUAUCCUGAUAAAGUUUUCCUUUUUUAGUCAAUAACUUCAAUAUUGUAAUGUGUAAACUGCUUCUUCUACUAGGCCCAAACUUAUUGAAAAAUAAGACAAUGAUGCUUUAUAAUUGAAGUAUUUUCUACUGAUCAUAAAGAGAUUAAUUUCAAAUGUUGGCUUCAUCACAUCAGAUAAUUAAUUUAUAGUAUUAAUGUUAAUAUGUUAGUUAUUUGAGACCCAUUUAUAUUAAAAUGAAAAAAUUAACAGAAGGAUGCUAAAAGGAAGGACAAAUAUUGUUAGAUUAAAUAUUCAGCAGCACACUGAGAUAAAUGUCUAAAAAUUGUUUAAGGAAGUUUUUUUUUAAAUGGAAACAAAGAAUAAAGGUAAAACAGAGGACACAUUUGAAUGAUACUGCCUCUGAUGUUAUGACUAGAAAUAGAGUUUGAUUUUUGAAGCAGUCAAGUAAGAAUUCUGGUAAUAUUUUUUCACAGAAGCAAUGCUAAAGCGAGGAGAGCUCCAGAACACACAAAAAUUCUUCAUUAUCUGUAGAUUGUAUUAUGUUUAUGUUGUUUUGAUAAUAAGAGACUAUGAACAAAUUUUUAAUACAGUUUGUUCUGAUACGGAAAUAAGGAGAAAGUUAUUACGUUGAUUUUUUGCCUAGAUGAUUCAAACUACUAUGCCAAUCUAUAUUUAAAUGUAGCAAGAAUCUUAAUACUAAUUAAAACAGAGUACCCCAGUUGCAAUGAGGCAUCUGUAACUUUGUUUUAAAACUUACUUGGAUUACAUAUUUCUGUCACUAAUUAUAUGUGCAUUUUAAUCAUGUUUAUUAAUUUUAUGCUGUUGCCUUCUUUCUGAACAACAGAAAUCCUUUGCACUCUGGAAAAAAAAAAAAAAAGAAUUAGUUCUAUGUAUAUUUCCAGUGGCUCACAAUUUAUUUAAAGGGAAAAUAAUAUAUAGAGUGAUGAACAAACUAACAGAAUAAUAUCAUAUAUCAACUUUUAGAACUCCUAAUCUAUCUUGUGUGUAAAACUGCUAAUCUUACUGGGAUAAAGUAUCUCAGUGCACCUGAAAAGAGACAGACAUACAGACAGAAGUAGUAAAUUCUUUGCUUUUCUUUUGCUGGAAAGAAUAAGAAUGAAAAAAAAAUGGGUUAGUCACUGUAAGGUACAUUCAGAUCUUCUUCCAGAAGAUUUGGGGAUGAAUACUAUUCAAUUGAAAGCCAGUUGGUGUAGUGGUUAAGGCAUCAGGCUAGAAAGUGAGAAAUGUCAAGUUUUAGUCCCACCUUAGGCAUGAA
Messenger RNA from Python bivittatus (Burmese python), 2834 nucleotides. NCBI's taxonomy places the organism in Eukaryota, Metazoa, Chordata, Lepidosauria, Squamata, Pythonidae. The record is from RefSeq and is a predicted model, not a curated record.